UUUUAAAGAGUUAAAGCCUAACUUUAGGAAAUCGAAAGCGUACAGUAUACCGCCAUCCUGUUGGCCCCUCCUCUAUGAACACACACAUACACACACCAGAAUCCAUAUGUGCUAUGAAGUGUGAGAAAUCAGGGACAUUUGAAGGUAUCCUUUAAUUUAAAGUCUUAAAGCAUCUCUAUAUCUGAGAAUGGAUGACAAGAAAAACCAUGAACAAAGUCUUGCAUCCAUUGACAUUCCAACAGGGGGCGACAAAGAAAGCAAUAAGACUGUUAAAGUUGAGCAGGUAAAAGUAAAGGCUGUCAAGAAGAAAAAACGUGUGAAAAAUAAGCGAAGUACAGCACAAACAUCUUCUGAACAAAUCAUUACACAACAUAACACUUCUCAUCGUCCUUCUGGGAAAGAAACACACAGCAUAUUGACUCAAACCACCUGUGACCAGUCCACCCAGACAGUGACUUCUGAAAACACAUACCAGAAUCAGUCUACUCAAACCCUCCCACUUGAGAGCAGUCACACAAUGCUUACUGAGUCAAAAUCAACCCAGACAAAAUAUGUCAGACUCUCAUUCAAACAGUUGUAUGAAGGCCGGACAUCUAUAGAUAAAUGUCAGGACUGUGUUCCUGAUCAGAGCAGAAACCCGGAGCAGCUAACUGUACUCACCUGGAACAUAGAUGGGCUGGAUACUGAAGAUGCCAGAGAGCGGCUCCAGAGCCUGCUAUUGCAAUUAGGAAAGUACCGUGCAGAUGUAGUCUUACUGCAAGAGCUUGUUUCACCUAUCCUGACAAUUAUAAAAGAGGUUAUGACAGAUUAUGAGUUUUUGGAAGGCAGUAAUGAUGGCUAUUUUACUGCAAUACUGCUAAGAAGAUGCAGAAUUAACUUAGUUCAGAACAGCAUUGUAAAAUAUCCCACUACAGAAAUGGGGAGAAAUCUGUUGAUGGCUGAGGUAAACUUAUCAGGCCAUCAGCUAUGUUUUAUGACUUCUCACUUGGAGAGCUUAAAGGACAACUCACAGGAGCGCCUGAACCAGCUGCGCAGGGUCUGGAAGAGGAUGAGGGAGGCACCAGACAGCCAGACGGUCAUAUUUGGAGGAGACACUAACUUGAGAGACUGGGAGAUGAAGAAGAUAGGAGGUCUCCCUGAUGGUAUUACAGAUGUAUGGGAGAUGCUUGGAGAGCCUGCGGACUGCAAGUACACCUGGGACACCGUCACCAAUAAUAACAAAGAAAUCCCUUUCGCUGCGAGACUGCGUUUCGACCGCAUUUACAUGCGAGCAGCUAGAGAGGGCGCUCAGCUACGACCAGACACCAUGACACUGGUGGGCUUGAAGAGACUGGCAUGUGAUCGUUUCACUAGUGAUCACUGGGGCAUUCUUUGCACGUUCUCAUUUGAGUCAUCAGCAGAGUAAUACGUAUGACGUUCCUCUUAAAGUUGGUACAGCAUAGAAACAAUUCAAAGAUUUGCUAUCAAAGAAAUAAUUGUGAUAUGGAAAUAUUAGAAUAAUCAGGCUUAACUAUCCUUUUUUCUUUUGUUUAAACUGGUGUUCAUGCUUUUCUUCCACCACUGGAGGUCACUCUAUAGCAAUUCCUUUUGGAGUGCUCCUGUUUCUCUUCUGUAAACUGUUGGAUUUAGUCAGCUAAGCCAUUCCUGUUUUUAGUAGUCGGCACAAGUCCACACAAUAUCUAGGACCCAUAAUAAAACAGAAUAAGAGAUCAGAUUUCACAAUCUGAGAUCAGAUAUCACAACCAUUGUGCUGCAGCUUUAGCAAAAGUAUUGAGUUACACCUAUGACUUAUUGGUGUAAGUGUACUGACAUAGACACAUUGGAUUCAUUUCCUUCAUUUAAUAUUAAGCAAUUGUGUUAUCCUUGGCCAGAACUAGCAAUAUGUGUUUAUUGUCAUGCUUUGCAGGCAGGGUUUUGGUUUCUUUCAGUCACCUUUGCUGGCAACAUGGACAACCUUCUCUAAACAGAUGGAUGGGAAUAAUUCUUUGGUAGGGAGUUAGGAAACAGGGCCCUGUGUUUUCAUUUGGAAAAUUGAUUUGUACCUCAUCUUCUCUGCUGCUUAAUCCAAACAGAAUUGAAAUGUGCUGGUAAAGUCCACUGGAAAUCAGGAAUGAUGGCAGGCUGUCAGCAAGAAUAAUUAUUUGUCAUUGGUGUUUUGGGAAAAUGGGUUAGCAAAGAGAAAUGUGCUUGCACAUUUCUGUGCCUGAGCUAAGUAGAUGGUCCAUGUUCGUUUUACCAAAAAUGUUUAGUGUAAUCAAAACUAAUUAUGAACAGAAAAAACUUCCACUACAAAUUGUUGUAAUGUAAGGUUCAACCAUCAUGUUAAAGAAUGAAAAUGUAAAAAAAAAAAAUUAUUUAUGUAAUCAGUGUUAUUAAAUACUUUUGGAUGACAUGGAAGAUUUAAGCAUUAUCUACCUGGAAGAGCAAUGUAUGAUUCUUUUUUUUUGUUGUUGUCUUUUUCUGCUGCUGCUGACCUGUACAGUGAUAGGGGACAUUCACACACUUUAUUUUACUUCUCCUUUUAAUGCAUUGUCAUUAGGUUCAUGUCAAUAGGUUUCUAUUACAAGGUCAAACAGGUUUUUGUGUUUUGUUUUCGUUUCUGCGUCGUUGAUUUUCCCAUUUUACA
Clarias gariepinus (North African catfish) is the source of this 2626-nucleotide messenger RNA. RefSeq names its product tyrosyl-DNA phosphodiesterase 2 (gene tdp2a). The transcript has 7 exons. Bases 188 to 1405 code for a protein of 405 amino acids. Gene Ontology annotation, biological process: double-strand break repair. Gene Ontology annotation, molecular function: 5'-tyrosyl-DNA phosphodiesterase activity; single-stranded DNA binding. Gene Ontology annotation, cellular component: cytoplasm; PML body. The record is from RefSeq and is a predicted model, not a curated record. NCBI's taxonomy places the organism in Eukaryota, Metazoa, Chordata, Actinopteri, Siluriformes, Clariidae.